CAACAUCUCUUUUGGGACUCGAAGUGACGUUUGCGUUUGUUUUUGUGGCAUUUUUCUGUGAAAAGUUGAUGCAUUUUCCCCGAAAAUAGGUGAAAAUAGCACAAAAUGGAAACAAAAUUAGAGAUGUUUGAUGAUGUGCCAGGAGUGGAAGAUGUUGAGGGUGAGAUGACAAUUCCAGCCAACAAGAGAACGUCUGGGAGUACUUCAAAGGCUGGACCUCCUGACUUUGACACACUAGAUGAGCCAAUUAAAGACACAAUACUACGAGAUAUCCGAGCAGUCGGCGUCAAAUUCUUUCAUGUGCUCUAUCCAAAAGAGAAGUCCACUCUUCUCAGAGACUGGGAUCUGUGGGGACCUCUAGUUCUCUGUACAUUUAUGGCCACAAUCUUGCACGGAUCAGCAGACAGUCAGUACGAAGGUGGACCAGAGUUCGCUCAGGUUUUUGUGAUUGUAUGGAUUGGUGCAAUGAUCGUCACAUUGAAUUCCAAAUUACUGGGCGGAAAUAUCUCCUUCUUCCAGUCAGUCUGUGUUUUGGGCUACUGCCUUACACCUGUCGCCGUGUCACUUAUCGUUUGCCAAGUGAUUCUCCUCGCGUCCGUCCAAACAAAAUUGCUAUUCUUUAUCAGACUAGUGACGACAAUUGGUGGCUUCGUGUGGGCCACUUAUGCAUCAUUCAUAUUUCUCGGUGACAGUCAACCGGCCAAUCGAAAACCACUGGCGGUAUAUCCAAUAUUCCUCUUCUACUUCAUAAUAUCCUGGCUUGUGAUAUCCGAUUCCAAUAUGUAAGUGAUUAGUGUAUUCAUCAAAUAAAACUCUCCAAGUGAAAUGAUA
This is a messenger RNA of Phlebotomus papatasi, 831 nucleotides long. RefSeq names its product protein YIPF6. Gene Ontology annotation, cellular component: membrane; trans-Golgi network. NCBI's taxonomy places the organism in Eukaryota, Metazoa, Arthropoda, Insecta, Diptera, Psychodidae. Gene Ontology annotation, biological process: endoplasmic reticulum to Golgi vesicle-mediated transport. The transcript has 5 exons. The coding region runs from base 106 to 786 and encodes 226 amino acids. The record is from RefSeq and is a predicted model, not a curated record.